AUGGCUUACUUUCUUCUUUCCAGGCAAAGAAUCAUCCUGGUCCUGCUAACUGUCUGUUUCUUCUUCCUGUGGAAAAGCCAGGUAGCCCUACAGUACUCGAGCUUUCCAUCGCGCACAAAAGGGCCGCUCGACUCUCAGCAAAUUCUAAACCCCCAUUCCCCCUCGAAGAGCGAUGGUCAGUCUCCUUGGGCCCGGAUACCGCAGCGUUAUCCCGUCAGAUCCAUGAUCCCCAUGCCUUCGCCCGUGCCUAACGCCAUUCCGACGAUACAACACCGAUUUGAGCGCGAAAGCAGCGAAGCUCGGGCAGUCAGGAUCGCACGGCUUAACGCUGUCAAGGGGAACUUUACGCAUGCUUGGAGCGGGUAUAAAGCACACGCAUGGCUGAGGGACGAGGUCAAGCCGCUGUCUGGUCAAGCCCAUGACCCGUUUGGAGGAUGGGCAGCGACCCUGGUUGAUGCGCUUGAUACGCUGUGGAUCAUGGGCCUAAAGGAUGAGUUCGAACGGGCUGUUGAAGCUGUUGCGAAGCUUGACUUUGGUAGCUGUACGAUGGACGAAGUCAGCGUUUUCGAAACGAAUAUCAGGUAUCUCGGGGGUUUGCUCUCCGCAUAUGAUUUGACCGGAGGCAAAUAUGCACCCUUGCUACAAAAAGCCGUUGAGCUCGGUCAAAUGCUUUAUGUAGCUUUUGAUACCCCAAACCGAAUGCCCAUUACCCGCUGGAAUUUUGCUGCAGCUCUAAAUGGCGGCCAGCAAAAGACUCAAGAGACUGUCUUAGUUGCAGAUCUUGGCUCGCUUACCUUGGAAUUCACUCGCCUUAGCCAGAUAACUAAAGACCCACGUUACUUUGAUGCGGUUCAGCGCAUCAUGGAUGUGUUUGGGGAGCAGCAGCCCCGGACCAAAAUUCCCGGUUUAUGGCCAGUUGUUGUUAAUGUAAAGAAAUUGGAUUUUACAAGCUAUGCUGGCUUUACGCUUGGUGGCAUGGCCGAUUCCCUGUAUGAAUAUCUUCUAAAAGAACAUAUUUUACUUGGAGGAGGCACCCAACGAUAUCAGGAGCUAUAUCAACACGCCAUGGAAGCAAUUAAGCGCCACAUGUUGUACCGCCCCAUGACCGAUGGUGGAGAAGAUAUUCUGUUCUCUGGUAGCAUUUGGGCCGAUAGCAAGACUCCUUUAUCCCAGCUCGAUAUCGACGCAGAGGCGCAACAUCUAGCAUGCUUCCUCGGCGGAAUGGUUGCGAUCGGCGCAAAGAUUUUCAACAAGGAUGAAGAGCUAGAGAUUGCUCGGAAACUGGUUCAUGGCUGUAUUUGGGCUUACGAGACGAAUAGACAGGGGAUUAUGCCAGAGGUGAUGCACACGGUGCCAUGCGACGAUCAAACCAAUUGCCCGUGGAAUAGCACCAAGUGGUUUGAAGCCGUUGAUCGAGCGUCCCCGCAGGAUUCAAGGGCUGCGGUACUUAAGAUCAAGGAGAAAAAUCUUCCUCCUGGGAUAUCGGGCAUCGACGACACUCGGUAUAUCCUUAGACCCGAAGCCAUUGAAUCCAUCUUCAUACUCUACCGCAUCACGGGCAACCCAUCCCUCCCAGACAAGGCGUGGAGAAUGUUCAACGCCAUUAUUAAAAGUACGAUUACGGACAUUGGCCAUGCCGCAUUGGAAGAUUGUACGAUACCGAAUCCUCCCAAAGCCGAUCGUAUGGAGUCUUUCUGGCUCGCGGAGACUUUGAAAUAUUUCUACUUGAUGUUUUCCGAGCCGGAUGUAAUCAGCUUAGACGAGUAUGUUCUAAACACAGAAGGACACCCGUUGAAAAGAAGUGUAUAA
Molecule: messenger RNA, 1809 nt
Organism: Uncinocarpus reesii 1704
Lineage: Eukaryota; Fungi; Ascomycota; Eurotiomycetes; Onygenales; Onygenaceae
Exons: 4
Coding region: 1-1809 (602 amino acids)
Biological process (GO): carbohydrate metabolic process; N-glycan processing
Cellular component (GO): Golgi membrane; endoplasmic reticulum
Molecular function (GO): calcium ion binding; mannosyl-oligosaccharide 1,2-alpha-mannosidase activity
Source: RefSeq, a predicted model, not a curated record